AUGCUCCUACUUCUCUUAGGGAGCCUCAACUGGGAUGGCUCCCCCAGAACAACACUGCCUGAUGUAAACCCACCCUGGGCUCCAGGCAUCUCAGCCACUGGAGCUGCCAGUCUCGGAUUACCGGAGGGGGAGGGAGAGCAGAUCUGGCUCUCAAGACCUCAGAUCCUUUUGGUAGUGCAAGCCUGAGCUCUCCACCUACCACAGUGAGACCGGGCAGAGUAGGGUCUUGUGUCUGGACCCUUCCCACUCACAGAGGCAAAUAGAAGACAGCUGCCUGACUGGGGCUUCAUAGAUUCAGGAGAAAGAUGAACUGGCCCUAUUCCUGCAUCUCCUUUUGUUUGAUUUACUUUGCUGCCUCCAGACUGAGAGCUGUAGAGUCAGCAGAUGGAAAAUAUGCUCAGAAGUUGUUCAAUGACCUUUUUGAAGAUUAUUGCAAUGCUCUCCGUCCAGUGGAAGAUACAGAUAAAGUCCUGAAUGUUACUCUGCAGAUUACACUUUCUCAGAUAAAGGAUAUGGAUGAAAGAAACCAAAUUCUGACCGCCUACUUAUGGAUCCGCCAAAUCUGGCAUGACGCAUAUCUCAAGUGGGAUCGAGACCUAUAUGAUGGGCUGGACUCCAUCAGGAUCCCCAGCGACCUGGUAUGGAGGCCGGACAUUGUCCUGUAUAACAAGGCAGAUGAUGAGUCUUCAGAGCCUGUGAACACCAAUGUGGUCCUGCGGUACGAUGGGCUGAUCACCUGGGAUUCACCAGCCAUCACCAAGAGCUCCUGUGUGGUGGAUGUCACCUACUUCCCUUUUGAUAAGCAGCAGUGCAACCUAACCUUUGGUUCCUGGACAUACAACGGCAAUCAGGUGGACAUAUUCAAUGCUCUGGACAGCGGAGACCUCUCCGAUUUCAUUGAGGAUGUGGAGUGGGAGGUCCAUGGCAUGCCUGCUGCGAAAAAUGUGAUCUCCUAUGGCUGCUGCUCUGAGCCUUACCCAGAUGUGACAUUCACUCUCCUUCUGAAGAGGAGAUCAUCGUUCUAUAUUGUCAACCUCCUCGUCCCAUGUGUCCUCAUAUCUUUUCUGGCCCCCUUGAGUUUUUACCUCCCAGCAGCCUCUGGGGAAAAGGUGUCCCUGGGAGUGACAAUCCUCUUGGCCAUGACAGUAUUUCAGCUAAUGGUGGCAGAGAUCAUGCCAGCCUCAGAAAAUGUCCCUCUGAUAGGCAAAUACUACAUAGCCACGAUGGCCUUGAUCACAGCCUCCACUGCCUUGACCAUUAUGGUGAUGAAUAUCCACUUCUGCGGGGCCGAGGCCCAGCCAGUGCCAAACUGGGCCAGAGUGGUCAUCCUGAAAUACAUGUCCAGGAUCCUGUUUGUCUAUGACGUGGGUGAAAGCUGCCUUAGCCGGCGCCAUGACAGGAGGCGGGACCACUUCUCAAAGGUUUAUGGCAAACUCCCAGAGUCUAAUCUGAAAAGAGCUGGGAACAAAGACCUUUCCAGAAAGAGGGAAAUAAACAAACUCUUAAAAAAUGAUUUGGGGUGCCAGGGUGAGAAUCCACAGGAUGCUGACAAUUACUGUGCACGGUACAAUGGGCUGACGAAGAAUAUCGAGUACAUUGCCAAGUGCCUCAAAGACCACAAGGCCACCAAUUCCAAGGGGAGUGAAUGGAAGAAGGUUGCAAAAGUGAUAGACCGAUUCUUCAUGUGGAUUUUUUUCAUUAUGGUGUUUGUGAUGACGAUUUUGAUAAUAGCAAAAGCAGAUUAGUGGGCAUUUGUUAUCUAGGGGACAAAUCAAUAAAAUUCCCUGUGAUCUACUCCAGUGUUCUUCCAAGCCAGUUUUGUCCAUAUAUAAUUGAAGGGUUAUGUUGUGUAUACUUUAUGUUUUUAAUUUCAAAUCCAUAAUAUAGCUACUUGUCAGGUUAAAUUAAGCAGACGUUCCAAAGUUUCAAGGGUAAUAAGAUGGAGGAAAUAGGGAGGGGUCCCUUUUAUAGCUUACCAGAAGGGUUUGUGGCUGGCUUGUAGGUUACACAAUUAUUUUCCUCUUUAGCAGUGCAGAUCACAAAGUACACCACAUUAUAGUACACAAAAUUAUGUACAUGAUGUACACAAAAUGUAUGAAACAAAACAAAAAAACUUGUUUCCUCUUAGUCCCUAUUUAAACACGUUUUCAGAAAAGGAGAUAAGUCAUACAUACCUUAGUGUUAUUUAAGUUUCGAU
Molecule: messenger RNA, 2197 nt
Organism: Trichechus manatus latirostris (Florida manatee)
Lineage: Eukaryota; Metazoa; Chordata; Mammalia; Sirenia; Trichechidae
Gene: CHRNA9
Product: cholinergic receptor nicotinic alpha 9 subunit
Exons: 5
Coding region: 306-1745 (479 amino acids)
Biological process (GO): chemical synaptic transmission; regulation of membrane potential; monoatomic ion transmembrane transport
Cellular component (GO): neuron projection; plasma membrane; synapse
Molecular function (GO): acetylcholine-gated monoatomic cation-selective channel activity; transmembrane signaling receptor activity
Source: RefSeq, a predicted model, not a curated record